Molecule: messenger RNA, 1185 nt
Organism: Magallana angulata
Lineage: Eukaryota; Metazoa; Mollusca; Bivalvia; Ostreida; Ostreidae
Product: N-acetylneuraminate lyase B-like
Exons: 10
Coding region: 53-997 (314 amino acids)
Biological process (GO): N-acetylneuraminate catabolic process
Molecular function (GO): 4-hydroxy-tetrahydrodipicolinate synthase activity; N-acetylneuraminate lyase activity
Source: RefSeq, a predicted model, not a curated record
UUGUAGGUCAAUAUACAUGUAUACAGUCAUAGUUAUCUGACCACCUGUGACAAUGGCGAAGAUACCUGAAGACUUUUGGCUUGAGGGACUUGUACCAGCUGUUUUCACUCCCUUUGAUCGAUCUGGAGAGCUUGACUUGUUCAAAAUUGAACCAUACUGUGCAUACUUGUUGAAAAACAAUAUCAAAGCCAUAUAUGUCAAUGGGACGACGGGAGAGGGGAAAUCUUUGACCAAAGAUGAAAGAAAGAAAAUCCUUGAAAAGUGGAUCCAAGUUUCUGAGGGAAGGUUAAAGAUUGUUGCCCACGUUGGUGUUUUGAACGUUCGAGAAAGCAAGGAACUGGCAAAACACGCAGAAGAGAGCGGGGCAGAUGCCAUAGCUUCGCUCCCACCUUUGUUCUUCAAGCCUCAAUGCAUAGACACUCUUAUAGAACACUGCAAGGCAAUAGCCGACGUGGCGCCUCACCUGCCGUUUUACUACUACCAUUUGCCAAUCAUGACAGGUGUUGAUUUUAAUAUGGAAAAUUUUCUUCGAGAAGCAAAAAAAUCUAUUCCAAAUCUGGCCGGAAUUAAGUUUUCAUCAAAAGACCUGGUGGAUAUGAUCGGAUGUGUCUUCCAAGAUAACAUGAAUGUUGUGUUCGGUUGCGAUGAGCAACUCCUUGCUGGGUUAGUUACCGGGGCUCAUGGAGCAGUCGGGAGCACACAUAACUUUAUGCCAAAAGUCUUUGAGAGAAUGAUGGAGAAUAUCAAGACAGGAGAAAUGCAGAAAGCACGAGAGGAACAAUUGCGUGUUCAAAAGCUUUGUAGGCUAAUGUACAAAUACGGAUCUAUCUUGGGAGGAAAUGUUGCAGCCCUAAAAUACUUCAUGCCGCUGGUUGGUCUCGAUCUGGGUCCUCCGAGAGAACCAAUGAAAGCCAUGAAUGAAAACGAGGCUCGACAGUUUAAAAAAGAUGUAGAAGACUUGGGAUUCUUUACAUGGGAUCCUGCAACAAUUGUAUAAAAUUCUGAAAAUACGAUAGAAUUUUGUUAAUACUAAUAAAUUACGCAAAACCAAAACAUCAAUCUACCAACACCUUUAACUUACAUUUUUAUUAAGGAUGACAUUUGUAUAAUUUCUGAAAAAUGUUGUCAGUUAGAUGGUAAAUGAAUGAUAUCGUGUUUCGUAUACUAAAUAAAUACAUUUAUCAC